AUUUUGCAGCUGUGCCCGGCGCGUAGCGUUCGGUCCCCGCGGCUGGAGGACCGGCGGCUGCGCGGCUUCAAGCGGGGAUUCCUCCCGUGUCACCAGAGGUCGGAGAUAAGUACCUGCCGCCCGGCUCCUCUCGGGGAGGGGGGUGGUCCUCGAGCCUGCUGCGAGGGUGGGGACUUGCCCGGUAGCCUCUAGUUUGUCAGUCAAAACGUGAAAAAAAACCCCAAAACCCUGAGUGCUUUGUCCUGGGAAUAGUAACCCCACCGAAUACACCUGCUUGUAGGAGACAGAGGAUGUAAUGGAGCUGCUUGAAGAAGAUCUCACUUGCCCAAUUUGUUGCAGUCUGUUUGAUGAUCCUCGAGUUUUGCCUUGUUCACAUAACUUCUGCAAAAAAUGCUUAGAAGGUAUAUUAGAGGGGAAUGUGCGGAAUUCAUUGUGGAGACCAUCUCCAUUCAAGUGCCCCACAUGCCGUAAGGAAACUUCAGCUGCUGGAGUUAACAGCCUGCAGGUUAAUUACUCCCUGAAGGGUAUCGUGGAGAAGUAUAACAAGAUCAAGAUCUCUCCCAAAAUGCCAGUGUGCAAAGGACACUUGGGGCAGCCUCUCAACAUUUUCUGCCUGACUGACAUGCAGCUGAUCUGUGGGAUCUGUGCUACCUGUGGCGACCACACCAAGCACGUCUUCUGUUCUAUUGAAGAUGCCUACGCUCAGGAAAGGGAUGCCUUUGAGUCCCUCUUUCAGAGCUUUGAGACCUGGCGUCGAGGAGAUGCUCUUUCUCGCUUGGAUACCUUGGAAACCAGCAAGAGGAAAUCCCUACAGUUACUGACGAAAGAUUCAGAUAAAGUGAAGGAGUUCUUUGAGAAGUUACAACACACCCUGGAUCAAAAGAAGAAUGAAAUCCUCUCUGACUUUGAGACCAUGAAACUUGCAGUUAUGCAGGCAUAUGACCCAGAGAUCAACAAACUCAACACCAUCUUGCAGGAGCAACGAAUGGCCUUUAACAUUGCUGAGGCUUUCAAAGAUGUGUCAGAACCCAUCAUAUUUCUGCAACAGAUGCAGGAAUUCAGGGAGAAAAUCAAAGUAAUCAAGGAAACUCCUUUACCUCCCUCUAAUUUGCCCACAAGGCCUUUAAUGAAGAACUUUGAUACCAGUCAGUGGGAGGACAUAAAACUAGUAGAUGUGGAUAAACUUUCUUUGCCUCAAGACACUGGCACAUUCAUUAGCAAGAUUCCCUGGAGCUUUUACCAGUCAUUUUUGGUAGUCCUUCUGCUUGGCCUUGUCAUUUUCUUUGGUCCUACCAUAUUCCUAGAAUGGUCUUUAUUUGACGAAUUGGCAACUUGGAAAGACUACCUUUCAAACUUCGGUUCCUAUCUGACGAAGUCGGCCGAUUUUGUAGAACAAUCAGUUUUUUACUGGGAACAGGUGACAGAUGGGUUUUUCAUUUUCAGUGAAAGAUUCAGGAAUUUUACUUUGCUGGUGCUGAAUAAUGUGGCAGAAUUUGUGUGCAAAUAUAAACUAUUAUAAAAUCU
Messenger RNA from Propithecus coquereli (Coquerel's sifaka), 1524 nucleotides. RefSeq names its product tripartite motif containing 13 (gene TRIM13). The transcript has 3 exons. Bases 296 to 1519 code for a protein of 407 amino acids. NCBI's taxonomy places the organism in Eukaryota, Metazoa, Chordata, Mammalia, Primates, Indriidae. Gene Ontology annotation, biological process: positive regulation of canonical NF-kappaB signal transduction; innate immune response; positive regulation of macroautophagy. The record is from RefSeq and is a predicted model, not a curated record. Gene Ontology annotation, molecular function: zinc ion binding.